AUGGAAAACCUCACCUUGAACGACCCGCCGCCGCCGCCCCAGGGCGGGCCUGGCGGCCCCGACGCUGGGCCAAUGCCGCCAAUGGUGCCCCAGCUCCCGCCGCAGAUGUUCACCACCGCCGCCCAGCUCCUCGACCUGACCGACAAGAAGCUCAUGGUCGCCCUGCGUGACGGACGGAAACUCAUCGGCGUGCUGCGGAGUUGGGACCAAUUCGCGAACCUCGUCCUCCAAGACACCAUCGAACGCAUCUUCGUCCAGAACCUGUACGCCGACAUCAACCGCGGCGUUUUCCUCGUGCGCGGCGAGAACGUGCUGCUUUUAGGUGAAAUUGACCUCGACAAAGACGACUACAUUCCCGAACCCUUCCAACAAGCACCAGCGGAACAGGUCUUCGCCUUGCAGAAGCAGGAAAUCGAGGAGCGGAAGAAGAAGGAUAAGCUCAGGCGGAAGCACCUGCGGGGUCACGGCUUCGAGGGUGAGCACACUGGCGAGGCGGUGCUAUGA
This is a messenger RNA of Lasiodiplodia theobromae, 504 nucleotides long. RefSeq names its product Small nuclear ribonucleoprotein. The transcript has 4 exons. Lineage: Eukaryota; Fungi; Ascomycota; Dothideomycetes; Botryosphaeriales; Botryosphaeriaceae. Gene Ontology annotation, molecular function: RNA cap binding. Gene Ontology annotation, biological process: deadenylation-dependent decapping of nuclear-transcribed mRNA. Gene Ontology annotation, cellular component: Lsm1-7-Pat1 complex; P-body. The record is from RefSeq and is a predicted model, not a curated record. Bases 1 to 504 code for a protein of 167 amino acids.